Messenger RNA from Vigna radiata var. radiata (mung bean), 1181 nucleotides. Its product is annotated as transcription factor bHLH148-like. Bases 355 to 975 code for a protein of 206 amino acids. The transcript has a single exon. Gene Ontology annotation, biological process: regulation of DNA-templated transcription. Lineage: Eukaryota; Viridiplantae; Streptophyta; Magnoliopsida; Fabales; Fabaceae. The record is from RefSeq and is a predicted model, not a curated record. Gene Ontology annotation, molecular function: protein dimerization activity.
AAAGAAAAAGAAAAAAAAAAAAGAAAAUGGUUGAUAUAAGGAUUGUGGAGGGUUUCUCUUUCUUUCUCUCUCUCCCUUAAACACAGGCAGAUGCAGAGAGUGAAGGGACACCUCACCCACCCAAACACCAUAUAUUCAUUCAUUCAUUUGUAAAAGUAAACUGAGUGUUAGAUUGCAUUGCAUUACAAGAGAUCUAUCUAUGUAUCUAUAUAUACCCCUUCAAACCUCAAACCCCACUCCUCUCACUUCUAGAAUCUACGCAUAAUUUCUUCACUCUAUCAUCGGAAUCUUCCCACAUCCAUCUGAAUCCAACAAUUUCCCAGAAAUAGAAACCCUUUUCUAACAUCGUCCCAGAUGUCCUCCUCUCUCAUGCCAAACCCAACCGAUCGCUCGCGUGACUCUCACCGCCCAAAGAAGAAGAAGAAAUCCCCCGCCAAGCCCCAAUCCCACCAAGACCACUCCCACGCCACAUGGAAAACCCACGCGCAGCAGAACCUAUAUUCCUCCAAGCUCCACCAGGCCCUCGCGCGUGUCAACAUCUCCGCCGACACGCCCCGCCGUGGCAGGGCCGUCCGUGAGGCCGCCGACAGAGUCCUCGCCGUCGCCGCCCGCGGGAGGACGCGCUGGAGCCGUGCCAUCCUCACCAACCGGCUCAAGCUCAAGUUCAGGAAGACACCGCACAGGCGACCCAAGGUGGUUGGCCCGCCCCGCCCCAAGAAGCCCCGCUUCAGCGUCCUCCGUCUCAAGGGAAAAACCCUUCCCUCCGUUCAGCGCAAAGUUAGAGUCCUCGGCCGGUUGGUUCCCGGUUGCAGAAAAGAACCCCUUCCGAUCAUUCUCGAAGAAGCCAUCGAUUACAUACCCGCGCUCGAGAUGCAGGUUCGCGCCAUGGCGGAUCUCGCUCGAUUACUCCUGGGCUCCUCCUCUCCCUCUUCCUCUUCUUCCGCCGCCGCAUCAACCUCCGCGCCGUCGAGUUGAUCCACCUUCCGGCGCCUGUUCCACGUGUCAUAUAUUUCUCUCUCUUGAUUUUUGUUAUUAUUUGCCUCGUUUUCACCCUCACUCGUCUCGGCUUAUGUUAAUUGUCCAGUACAUACAUAUUAUAUCUUCCUCUACUUUUUUUUUUUUUUUUCUUUUUUCAAUUUUGCCUUUCCUCCAAUUCAAUCUCAUGCCUAAUUAGCUUGCAA